AACUGCGUUGGCUGUGUAAUGAUCACAAAUCAAAAGUUUAAAGUGACAUAUUCAAAAAGCAGAUCUGAAGUUUAAUAUUUCAACUGCAAGAUCAGAUUGCGCCUAAACCUUGCUGGCAUCACGUAGAAGUAAAGUUGCUGACCCAGAUCCCCGGUAGCUACGCCACUGUUGUCACCCGGUAGAUGGUAAACACCUUAGAAUAUAGUAAACACAAUCCUUCCUCCCGAGCUUCCUUCAUGGUAAACACCAUGAAGGAAGGAUUUAAUUAAACACCAUGUAUGGCGAAAAAAUAAGCAGGGCCGGUGGUAGAGCGUUGAACCCAUGUGUGGAGUAAAAGAAGGGGGUGAAAGAAGGGAGAGAAGGGAAGUGGAAAAUCAAAACAAACUCACUUUUUAUUAUGUAAUUAUUUUUUUAUUAAAGCGAAAGGUGCAGUCCUUUCAUAAUUAAGUAGGUACAUAUUUACAAUAUUAUCCAUGUCGAGACUGUCAAACAAUCUCUGUAAAAAUAAUAAAUAUGCAAAAAAAGUGUGCCAUGCAAAAUAUUUCUGUAGUGUCAAAGUUAUCAAAUUAAAAGCUAAUCAAAAAUGUAUCAGAAUCAUUUAUUAAUCAAUAAAAGCUAUGCAUUUGCUUUUAUACUUAACAUGUUUUCUUUUAUUUCCCCAACAAUAUUUUGCAUUAUUUGGAAAUUCUUUAAAAAAGCUACGCGAAAAAGCUUCAAGUAUGUAUAAAACCCAAAAAAAGGGUGUACAUUUGAAUUUUAUGGGAAAUGUAGCGUCUGAUUAUCCAGGAACAAAUCCGAAAUAUAUAAAAAUCAACGAGGAUAAUUGGGAAGAGUAUUAUUCCUGUCUCAAAAAGCAGGAAGAGAAUCUUGGAAGACAGUUAUCUAUGACCCCGCAAGCGAUAGUCGGUUUUGAAGGGGCUAGCGUGAAAUUGGAGUGUAGAAUUUGCAUUAGUCCUUUAGAGAAAGAGAGUAAAGAACUCAUCAAGUGGGAAUGGGCUCCAAUAGAGGGCAAACAUCUGGAACCUGUCGAUUACAAUGAAAACAUCAUAAUUUCUCCCGAAGAUAAAACCCUACACCUGUACAAUUUAGAAACGAGCCAUUCAGGCCAAUACAUGUGUGUUCUCGCCGAUGCCUCGACAACUCCUUAUUUUCUGACCAUCAUCGGUCUUAACGAAAGCGAAAUUUUAGAGGUGCACAGUCCCGAAGCUCCAGUGGGUCCUUAUCCCAAAGAUUUUGAGUAUAUCCAGCAGUACGAUUUGAUUUUGGAUACGGAAUGGAGUGAUUGGUCGACGUGUAGCACAUGUGAUAAAAUUGGAAAAAGGCAUAAGUUAGGUUAUUGUACAAUUUACUCCAAACAAAAUCGAGACCUGACAGUUUCUUCGAAAAUUCUGAAUAAUUCUUUAAUCGUCGAUGAAGACAAUUACAGUACGAUAGACGAACUCAUCGAGAUCGACUUCAAUAUCAGCACCGUCAGUACUACUGAAGAACAAAUAACAGGCCAGACCGAAGCUGAAUCGAUAAGCAGCACCGAUUUGGAAUUAUUCACUGUUUUUGAGUUUGGUAUACCUUGCGACUCGCAUAUUUUACCUUCAGUCGUUAGGAAAAUACCCCAGAUUAAAGCCAGAAAAAAUGAAAUCAUGAUGGGGUUUUGUAGAGUUAAAUGUGAAAAAAAUACAGUGUUUGUUGUCAAAGAUAGGCACGGAAAUGUUAUUGAAAAGGUAAACAAUUCAGCAGGGUUGUAUUCUCUUAAGCAACCGAUGCCUCCACUUGAACCAGCGGUGGCCAGGACACUUGUGUAUGGAAUCAAAGGCAAAAGUAUCGUUUUGUCGUGUCCCGGCAGCAUGAAUACAGACGCUCCCAUCCAGUGGCAAUUAGGCGAUAAAAAUUUGAUCCCAGAAGUUAUUGCUCAAGAAUCUAACAGAAGAAUAUUUAUUAGUAUUACCGACAAAAUACACAUAAAAGAUGCGAAAAUUGCCGAUUCGAACAUUUAUAGCUGCUGGCAAAGAGAAGAACUGGCAGGAACAAUAAGAUUAGUCGUUGAGAAAAAAUUGGAGUUCAAUUUCAACCAUACCGUUAUGCUGAUUGGUAUUGUAAUUAUCAUGUGUGUAUUCCUGCAGGUGUUUGUUAAAGCCAUUGUAGGCAGGAAGUACGCAAAAGUUUAAAAAAUUAUUUAAAUUGUUUAUUGAAUAAAAGUUCUUAGUGUCAUAGGUGUUUUUUACAGUUUGCGAACAUAUU
Psylliodes chrysocephalus is the source of this 2235-nucleotide messenger RNA. The record is from the annotation of a GenBank genome assembly. NCBI's taxonomy places the organism in Eukaryota, Metazoa, Arthropoda, Insecta, Coleoptera, Chrysomelidae.